Messenger RNA from Zootermopsis nevadensis, 1661 nucleotides. RefSeq names its product vacuolar protein sorting-associated protein 4. The record is from RefSeq and is a predicted model, not a curated record. Lineage: Eukaryota; Metazoa; Arthropoda; Insecta; Blattodea; Termopsidae. Gene Ontology annotation, biological process: endosomal transport; vacuole organization. Gene Ontology annotation, molecular function: ATP binding; ATP hydrolysis activity.
CCCUUCCUUAUAGACGUAUUUACGUCAACAAAACUCUGAUCCUGGCGCUAUUGUUCUUAGUUUCGGAGUUAAAGGAACCGCCCUUGAAGGAAAUCGAACCCAGGACACCUCUCCCAGAGUUCUGACCUUCCUGUGUUCUCUCAUUUUUCUUAAGGAAAAAUUACGCCAUGUUUCUUCUUCACAAGCCGCAAGCGAACGAGUAAAGAAAUGUCAACCCUCAAUUUCGAAUUUACACGUGACCAGCAGACUCUGAGUGGACAUCGUGGUCUCCUACUAUUGAAAGAAGUUUGACAACUUACUGACUUGUGGAAUGGCAAACAACACUGAAUAUGAGAGAGCACGGAAGUGUGUAAAAUACGUAAGGCGGGGUGCCAAAAGCAGAACCCGCAAUGAAAAGAUAAGUGAAGCUCGAGGGACGAAAAAAAGGGCGGUCUUAAGGACAGAAGACAUCAAGCGUUUGAAGACUGGAGAAAGUGAUUCAAUGAAUAAUUACGAAAAGGAGUUACAGACCGAGCUGGAAAAAGCCAUAAUGGUAGAAAAGCCUUGUGUGAAGUGGUCAGAUGUGGUUGGCCUGGAAGAAGCUAAGAAUGAUUUGAUAGAUUGUGUCAUUUUCCCAAUAAAGUGUCCAUACUUGUUUAUUAAAGCACGAAAACCUAUCAAAGGAGUAUUACUUUUUGGGCCCCCAGGAACAGGAAAGACACACUUAGCAAAGGCAGUUGCAACAGAGGCAAACAAUUCCACAUUUUUCUCAGUCUCAGCCUCAGACCUGGUAACCAAGUCGGUUGGAGAAUCUGAGAAACUUAUAAGAAAUCUGUUUGAACUGGCAAGAGAGCAUAAACCAAGUAUAAUUUUCAUUGAUGAAGUUGAUUCACUUUGUUCUUCACGCUCUGACAAUGAAUCUGCUAGAAGAAUCAAAACUGAGUUUCUGGUUCAGAUGAACGGUGUUGACAAAAAUAAUGAUGGAAUACUAGUAUUAGGGGCAACUAAUAUCCCUUGGGUAUUAGACGCUAAUAUUCGAAGAAUCUUUGAGAAGAGAAUUUAUAUUCGUCUUCAUGGAAAGAAUGCCAGAAUCGAGAUGUUCAAGUUGCAUUUGAGAGAUACACCACACACUCUCACAAAUACGGAUCUCGAAUGGGCGGCCGGGAGCGCAGAAUUGUUUUCUGGUGCUGACAUUAGGAAUGCAGUAAAAGAUGCAUUGAUGCUGACUAUAAGAGAAAUUACAACUGCUACUCACUUUCGGCAUGUCAGUGGGCCAUCCUGUACAGAUCCUAGUGUCACUGUGAAGGACCUCUUUACACCUUGUUCAUCAAAUGACAGUGGGGCUAUUGAAAUGACUUGGAAAGAUGUGGAAUAUGGAAAGCUGUUUGACCCACCAGUCACAAUGGUGAGAGUAUCUGGUGUUGACAGCUUCAGUGUUGGAGUACUGGAUCACAUACUGCAGGCGAUUCGCAAUUCAAAACCCAGAGGGAAUUCUGAUUACAUUACAAAACUAAGAAAAUUUGCAGAAUAUUUUGGUCAGCGGGGAUAACUUCGAUACAACUACUAUUUUCUCUUAGUACCUGAAAUCAGUUUCAGGCAGCGGAAGAAAAUAAUUUGCUGCAGAAAGUUGUUUUCUGUAAAGCAGAUUAUGAAAGCAGUUAUAAAACAUGUAUUAAAAACCA